Teleopsis dalmanni is the source of this 1373-nucleotide messenger RNA. RefSeq names its product small glutamine-rich tetratricopeptide repeat-containing protein beta (gene Sgt). Lineage: Eukaryota; Metazoa; Arthropoda; Insecta; Diptera; Diopsidae. Gene Ontology annotation, biological process: post-translational protein targeting to endoplasmic reticulum membrane. Bases 244 to 1215 code for a protein of 323 amino acids. Gene Ontology annotation, cellular component: TRC complex; membrane. The record is from RefSeq and is a predicted model, not a curated record. The transcript has 3 exons. Gene Ontology annotation, molecular function: molecular adaptor activity; protein binding.
AUUUUGGUAGCUGAAAAUAUAUAACUUUUUAUAUACAAUUUUAAAAUUUUAUCUCUAAAUUCACUGGAGUGAAAGGUUAAAGUUAGCUAUAUCCGACUCUACAAUUUUUACGAACACAUUACGAGUAAAAGUAGACAUUUGUAAUCUGUUUUCAUUGCAGCGGCUGCGAGACAGUUCGACGUGUUUCUAAGAAAUUUGUAAAUUAAAUUCCUGUGAAUUUCUGUAAAAGUGUUACCAUAAAUAAUGCAAGACGAAAUACAGAAAACUUUUAUACGCUCUUUUGUGGACUAUCUUAAGCGACAGAUCGAUCUAAACGUCUUGUCGUCAGAUGCCCAAGAAAGUGUAGAAGUCGCAGUUCAAUGUCUUCAAGCGGCGUUUGAUUUAGAAGAGCCAGAAGGUGAACAAAGUUCUAAAGAAAGUGCUGAAAAUGCACCAGCUGGCACUAGUGCAACAGAAAAAAUUGAAGCGAAGGAAAUUGACUUGUUUGAAAUGUUCCAGUCAUUGUAUAUCGAACGUAAACCUGAAUCAUUGCAAUUGGCUGAAACAAUUAAGAAUGAAGGCAAUCGAUUAAUGAAAGAUGGGAAAUAUAAUGAAGCACUAUUGCAAUACAAUCGUGCUAUAACGUUUGAUCCCAAAAAUCCAAUAUUUUACUGCAACAGAGCUGCUGCUUAUAUUCGUCUGGGAGAUAGUGACCGUGCAGUAACUGACUGCAAAUCGGCUUUAGUAUACAAUCCAAGUUACAGCAAAGCAUAUGGUCGUUUAGGUAUCGCAUAUUCCAAUUUAGGAAAAUACGAGGAAGCACAGCAAGCUUAUACUAAAGCUAUUGAACUGGAACCUGAUAAUCAAGAUUAUCGUAAUAAUCUUGAGGUUGCACGUAAUGCUCGCCGUCAAUUACCAACUUCUGCGCCACAAAUAACUGAAGGACUGUCUGCAAUGUUGUCAAAUCCAGCAAUACGUAAUAUUUUCAAUAGUGCUGAAAUUGAUUUGGAGCAACUACAGAACAUGUCACAAAAUCCACUAAUUAUGAAUGCUAUAGGACAAAUGUUUUCUAAUAUUAAUGGCGCCCCGGCUGCUGGUUCUCCCCCAAUACCUAAUGACAUGCUACACAUCUUCCAAUCGCUUGUUAAUCAUUUGUCAUCUGUUCCACCACCAAGUCCACAAAAUAACGGAGGAAAUAAUCGCAACAAUUCACAACAACCUCCUCCAUCUUCUUAGAGUUAAAGGUUAUUUUGCUUUCAUUUAUUUAUUAAUAUGUAAAGUUUCAUUUCAAAUCUUGAUUUUAGGCACGCCUUAAUUGUAUAUAGAUAAUUUUGGUAUGCUUGCUUGUAAAGGAAAUAUUUUAUAAUCACAAUACAUAUAAUCCAAAACUAUUA